Molecule: messenger RNA, 3164 nt
Organism: Trichomycterus rosablanca
Lineage: Eukaryota; Metazoa; Chordata; Actinopteri; Siluriformes; Trichomycteridae
Gene: chfr
Product: checkpoint with forkhead and ring finger domains, E3 ubiquitin protein ligase
Exons: 18
Coding region: 267-2093 (608 amino acids)
Biological process (GO): ubiquitin-dependent protein catabolic process; protein ubiquitination; mitotic cell cycle checkpoint signaling
Cellular component (GO): nucleus
Molecular function (GO): protein binding; ubiquitin-protein transferase activity
Source: RefSeq, a predicted model, not a curated record
CUGUGAGUGCAGCACAGCUGAUUCUCUCUGCUGGUUUCACACGAACUAUUUCACUUUAUAUUUACCGCAGCGGUUUAGAUCAAGUUUGUUUUUCAGCGCUUUUAGAAUCAUUAGAUGUUAAAUAUUAAUGCAGGUUGAUGUUAAAUGUCGUGAUUAGUGUAAUAAAGGUUAAAUUAUUGAUAUAAAGUGAGUUGACGUUGGUGUGUGUGUAACAGGAAGAAGAGCUCAGAGCUGAAACCGGAUUCACUGUAUUAAGAUGACCUGAUAUGAGCAGCAGAUCCACACACACAGAGAUGGACGAUCAGAGAAGAUCUCAGCAGCCCUGGGGGAAACUGGUGAGGGUGGGACCCUCCACUGAAUCAGCUCUGAGUCUCUUACUGGUGAACCCAGAGUGCACCGUGGGCCGGAGGAAAGGCUGUGAUUUGUCGUUUCCUGCCAGUAAGCUGAUAUCAGGUGAUCACUGUAAAAUCACUCAGGAUCGGACGUCAGGGCAGGUGUGGCUCCAGGACAUGAGCACUAACGGUACCGUGAUCAACAUGUCCAAACUGGUGAAGAGACAAAGCCACCUUCUGCAGAACGGUGAUGUCAUCUACUUCGUCUACAGGAAGAGCGAACCUGAGCAAAAUAUCGCCUACAUGUAUCAGUCCAUCAAUCCCAAACACACCGACUCACAGGAGACCGACGAGAACGACGACGAGCUGGGGCUGAGAUGUUCCGGCCUGGAGAGAAUCGACACAGACGUGGAUCCGGCUCCGGUGGAACCCGUUACGCUCCCGUCCGUACCUCAGCAGGUUCAGCCUCGACCCGGGUUCGAAGAAUCGCAGCCCUCUACCUCAUACAACAUCGCCGCUUCAGGUUUCGGUGACCUGAGGUCCGUGGAUGUGCAGAGGAACGUGGAUGAGUGUGAGGAACCAGACAGGAAGAGACAGAAGACCGAUGACGUAGCAGCUCGUGCACCGGUGAAGGACGGAGGAGGAGAUGGAGUGAAGACGGACAGGAUGGAGGAAUCCCUCACCUGUAUCAUCUGUCAGGACCUGCUGUAUGACUGUGUCAGUCUGCAGCCCUGUAUGCACACGUUCUGUGCAGCCUGUUAUUCGGGGUGGAUGGAGCGCUCCUCUCUGUGCCCCACGUGUCGCUGUCCUGUGGAGAGAAUCCGAAAAAACCACAUCCUCAACAACCUGGUGGAGGCGUACCUGCUCCAACACCCAGAGAAGUGUCGCAGUAAAGAGGACCUGCGCAGUAUGGACGCUCAGAAUAAGAUCACUCAGGACAUGGUGCAGCCCAAAGUGGACAGAUAUUUCUCUGAUGAAGAGGGAAGCUCCGAUUAUCUGCUGGAACUUUCUGAUAACGACAGCGACACCUCCGACCUCAGCCAGCCUUACCUGACCUGCAGGCAGUGUCCGGGUUACAGAAAGGAGUUUAGCCACGCCCCCUGGAUCUGUAGCUCCACCCAGGAGGCGGGGCCAGCGUCUGCAGACGGUCCAUCUACAUCAUCAGACAGCAGCGCAGUCCCGGAGGAGUUCCGGUGCCCCCCGCACGGUAAUCAUCUGAUCUGUACCUGCUGUCUGCAGCCAAUGCCUGAUCGCAGGGCGGAGCACGUGGGCACAAACCCCUCCCCCCAGCACUGUUUGGUGUGUCAGAGGCCGUUCUGCCACCUGUACUGGGGCUGCCAGCGGACUGGAUGUCAAGGAUGCUUGGCAUGUUUUAACGAUCUGAAUCUGGGUGAGAAGUGUCUGGACGGCGUCCUUAAUAGCAAUCAUUACGAGUCUGAAAUCCUGCAGAAUUAUUUGCGCUCUAAAGGAAAGACCUGGAGGGAGAUGCUGCAGGAAGCUCUACUGGCCACACAGGAGGGAGUCUACCAGCUCUCAGAUUACCGGAUCAGUGGAAACUCAUUCCUGUGUUACUGCUGUGGACUUCGGUUCUUUAAGGAACUUGCUUACAUCUACAGAGAGAAGAUUCCUGCUGCAGAACUAACAGCUGCUGUAACAUCAAGACCGGAUUGUUACUGGGGACGAAACUGCAGAACACAAAUCAAAGCUCAUCACGCCAUGAAAUUUAACCACAUCUGUGAGCAGACGCGCUUUAAGAACUGAGACGGUGCUGUGGAGGGUGGUGCAGUUGGUGGAUCUGUGGAGGGUGGUUCUCUGGAGGGUGGUGGACACCUUUUUAUCUAUUCAUAAUCAAUCUCGAUAUUUCUCAUAUGCAAAAUCAAUCAGGUGUUUAUUAAAAGCUUCGUUUCUUUGUCACGGUGUAAAUGCACAAAUCUGAUUCUGCACUUUGUUCUUCUCUAGUUUUUCUUCAGGUUGUUCAGGUUAAAUCGGACCUCGUGUGUCGUGAUUUCAGUCUCGGUUUAGACUCACUUCUGUCUGGUGCCUGAGGGUCUGUGCCAAUUUAUCGUUUACUUAUUGUGAUACCUGUGUGAUGUGAUUAGUGGCACAUUAUCGAUGCUUCCAUUCUGACUCCAUUGUUUCAUAAUGCAAACCCAAUUCCAAAAAAGUUGGGACAAGGGACAAUAUUGCUCUCUGCAGGUUAUUUAAGAGGGGACGGGUCUGGACAGCAGGCAGGCCGGUCUAGCACCUGCACUCUUACUAGGAAGCCACACACGUCCCUGUAAAAUGCGUCAUCUACAUUAGUCUUUUAGUAAUGUCUUACACUAAUACGCUCUCAGAGGGUGUGGGUGCUAGUCUGGCUCUCCUCGGUCAGUGGAGGGUGCCCAAACUGCAUGAAACAGUCGGAGCUCCGUCUGUAUAUUACAGAUAACGUAGAAUAGCCACUAGCAGCGUUUUAUUGGAACUGAUUCUGGGUCCGAGUUGGCGCCUGAUGUUAUGAUUCAUUUUGGAACUCCGUAGCCUUUUGUGAGGACGAUUAUACUGACCAUCAUAUCAACUUUACAUUCUUACUGGUGCUUUUAAUUGUUAGAAUUUUUCUAGUCGCUGGAGGCGUGAAUAAUUUAUUCAGCGUAUAGCAGCGUUGUGCUUGUGUUGGUUGGCCUAGGUCUUAUUAUAUACAUUAUAUACGUUGCGCUAAUGAGCUGAAUGUCCAUGCUUUGCAGCACGUCUUGCUCCAUUUAUUAAUGUUAUGAACCGAUCAGAGCGAUGGUAAAAACACACCAGCCCUACGCUGCUGACAUCUCCUACACAGAAAGGAUCGGCUGUGUCUGAGGG